Molecule: messenger RNA, 11672 nt
Organism: Lymnaea stagnalis (great pond snail)
Lineage: Eukaryota; Metazoa; Mollusca; Gastropoda; Lymnaeidae
Source: the annotation of a GenBank genome assembly
AGGGGAAGCUACUAGCUAGAAAUUAUAACUGGAAGACAAGUCGAAGAGAAAUUUUAAUAAUACAAUUUAUAGGACAUCGGUAGUCAUAUAGAAAUUUAAAAAAAGAGGGAGGUUCUUAUCAUGGCUGCAAUAGUGAGCUCACCUCGACCGGGAAAUGACGGUCUUCUCGCAGAAAGUUCAGAUAUGGAUGAUGAAAAAGAAGCAGAGGAAAACGUUUCAGAUGAAGGUUAUUUAAUUUAAUUUUGAUGAGUCCUAACUUUAAAACUGGUCACUAAGUCUAAACAGUAUUUAAUCAAUAAAAGUAAUUUUUUUUUUUACCCAAUUGGCUUUGGGAUCCAAUCUGAAUAUUUAGACUUAGGUUAAUUAGUAUGCAUUAACUUUUUGGGGCGAGUGAGCCUUAAGAAAAAUUAAAUUGGUCUGAUGGGGCAGGCUGGGGGUAAAAUUUGGAUAAUUAUACUGUGAACUGUACACUCUGAAGGGUUUAAACUUUGUCUUGCCAUUGAUCACAUUUGGGCAGAGUGUGUUUCUGUUUUCUCAAACACAAGUUCUUCAUGCCUUGCCGUUUGCUAUAAUCCAAAGCCAAAGAGUUCGGGAAAUCCCUCAUUUAUUAGUUGCAUUACUAAUGACUAAUGGCUUAAGUCGUAAAGUAACGGGGAUGUGCAUUAAUGUAGAAUAUUCACAUUUAUUCCCUUUUGCUGACAACACACCCUUGCCAUAAGAAUACAACUUGAAAAAGGAUAAAAAUACCCAAUAAUUGUUAUAUUCGGGAUGUACAGUAUGUAGGUCAUUUAUGUGCAUUGCCGUAUAUCUGAAGGAGACAAAUAAGUUGCUAUGCAGUACUCAAUUUACACUUUGCCCCACCCUACUUUUUGUUUAUUGUCACUACUGUUAAAUAAGGUUGUAUUUGAAAGUAUGUAAAACAAGGUAAAAUGUAUGUGUUAAAGAAAUUUAUUUAACAUUUUUGGGUAAUGUUUUUAACAACUAUACUAAAACUAUAAUCAAAUUAGGAUUAUUCAUUCGGCCUUAGAAACCUUUCAGAUUAGAAUUUAUAAAAGAUCUCAUUAUUUUGCAGAAUUAAAUACACAUUUUAUAUAUUUUAAAACAAAAGCAUCACUUAACGAGUAAUUUAACAUUUUAAAGUUAUUAUGUAAUAAAAUAACAUCGCAAAAUGAAAACAAAGAAAAAAGGGUGGAAACUGUGGAAAUGCAGUCCUUGUAAAAAAAAAAAGGACAAAGGAACUUGCAUUAAAAAUAUUCAUCGCUCAAAAGCUACUAAAGCUGGAAAGUUAACAUCUGUUUCAUUUUUUUAUUUAAACUUUUCUCUCAAAAAAUGUUUUAUUUUGAUCAUUUUUUAAAAUAAAUAAAUUUUUUAAACUGUAAAAAAUCCCAAAUUAAGUUGAUUCCCUUGUGAGGAAGGACGAAUUGCACUUAAUGCGCUUCAUGCACUACCCCACACAGGCCAAAUUAGUAAACUAAAAGUAGACAGCUGUGGUAUAUACAUAUUUGAGCAGCUUGUCUUAAAUUAUUAUUUAAAAAAAAAAAUUACAAUCUUUUGCAACAUUUCUGAUUUAUGUGCUUUUUUUGUGUGGUUAAGUUGCUAUUAAAAAUUGUCCAAUUUAUUUAUUUUCUGGAGAUAUAUUUUAAGGAUAAAUAAAAUUUGCGUUUCUUGUCAUAUGGAAUAAACUUAAAAAGUAUUUUGCUAUCAGAAACUUACCAAAUCUUAUCUUCAAAAAGUGGGAAAAACCUCAGUUUUGUUUUUUUAAUCUAUUUUAUAUUGCUAUAAGUGACACCCAAUCCACUUUACAGAUAUAAUAUGGCAAUCUGUGAAUUUAUAGGAUUUUAUGUUAGGUUAUUUACUGGUAUCACUUUUAGCUUUGUGUAUUGUGCAAAAAAUCAUGUCUUGUUUUUUUCUCCACAUUUUGGGGCUAAUUUUUGUAGCAAGUACGCAAAUAAUAAAGCCAUCAUAUACAAUAAUUAAUUAGUAGAGAUGACUGCUUUGUGUGAUGUCAAUUAAGGUUGUCAUGGCGGUCUGUGUGUUAUUUGAUGCUUUUUUUUGCUUGCAUCUUUAACAAAUGAUAGACUAUCCAUAAAAUGAGUGUGAACAUUUUUAAUAUCAUCCUGCUCCACUCAGAUAUUAGCAGGCUUUUAACUAUUGAUAUUUAAGAUGUUCACCGUAAAUGAAGAUUAAGCAUACAUAUUUUGUUAUAUGACAGAAGUCUAGAUAGAUUGGGAUUUUCUGUCAUAUGACAAAGUUAAUGCUGUUGUUGAGUCUUUGGCUUUCAAUUUCAGAUACUGCAGAUGCUAGUGAGACGGAAGAUAAACCAAAAAAUAACACAAAUACAUCUUCAAACACAGUCCAAAGAACAGAAAUCAAGGAACAGUAAGUUUUAAAAAUUUUAAAUAAAUUUUAUAAUAUUUUGCCCAUUUAUCUUUUGCAGUUCAUUUAAAAAUCUAAACUAAAAUGCUAUGGUAAUUUUAUAAAUAAAUUUUACAUUAAAAUUUUAAAAAUAAUUAAUUAACUAAAUGGAAUGUGAUUAAAAAUUUCCUUAGAAUGUAUCAAGAUAAACUUGCUCAAAUAAAAAAGCAUAUUGGCAUGCUGCAAGAGGGUUCUCUGCCAGAGUUUUUGAAGCGCACCAAGAAAAUAGAACUACAUUAUAGAGAAAGAUUGAGACAGAAUGAAAUUAGUAAAACUGUAGAGGUGAGUUGCUUAGUUUGAUUAAACAAUCAUUGGUGUCUGUUAUUUUAAACCAGUGGGGCAUGAGACAUCAAAUAUCUUUCUCCAUUGGGCUCUGUAUGUUGCAACACUCUCAAUGUCCCUCGAUGCCAUUCCUAUCUCCUUGACUCUCAAUCUAGAUAGAUUCUUCACAUAUUCUUUGCCCUCAAUCCGUUGUUCUUUUUUUAGUUCAAUGCCAGUGCCUGCAUGUUUUCGUGUACUGAAUUAGUGUCAAAUUCAUCACCAAGCAAUUCAUUUGAGAAGCACAUUUAAAUGUUAAAUAAAAUUUAGUACCAUUGUGAAGAGAAGAGAUAUGAAGACUUCUAUAUGAAAUGGGUUUUGUAUGACAUUGUAGGAAUAACAAAAUACUACUUUGGUCAUUAUAUGUCUGGCUAUGCGUUAGGAAUAGUGCCAUAUGGUGCAUGUCAUAAGUAUCGAAACAUUGGUUUAUUAAGAUUUUUUUUUUCCUUUCUGUCAUUGCUUCCUUAUGUUUUGCCUCCAUGUUUAAACAUAAAUAAGAACAAAUUAUUGUGUGGAAAUUAUCUGCAGAUUGAAAGAGUUGAUAAAAAUUACCAAACAGAUUGCAACAACGCUCAAAAAGAAUUUGAGGUAAGUGUGUUCAAUAGUUAGAGAUUACAGCUUGCUGCAUUUUAUUCUAUUUAAGUAUCAUUUUAAAACAAUUUUUUUCAAAUGUAUCAGUAUCUAGCUCUUUGGUGUUCAUCUUGCUGAAGAUAUUUACCAUGCUUCAAAGUGUUAAAAGAGAGAGUUCUCAGGACAUAUUUUGCAUGUGGUGAAUAUUGUGCAUGGACACAUGAAUGUAAUCAGUUCAUUGACAUAUAUUUAGUUCAUUGAUUUGAAUAGUUCAACAGUAGUAUUAUAUUCAACUCUAAAAAUCCCAUCUAAUAAUUUUCACUGAAGUGUCUUUUAAAUAUCUUCAGUAAGUUGGACCCUACUCUCUUUCCCCUCUUCAUAUUUAGUAGUGCUGCAUGGGCCCUUGAUAUAAACCACUGGCUGCUGGUGAUAGGUGCAAUUUUAGUUUGUAUUUUUGACUUGCAGUAUUGGACAUAUAAUCUUGUAUUUGCUACUUUUUUUCUUUGUUAAUGGGUAUUUCAUUAAAAUUAAUUUAUAGUGUAGCCACCAACCAGAAGAUAAACUUACUUCUCAGCAUCAAAAAAUAAAAUUAUUUGUUUUAGUACCAGUAAUGAAAAAUAAUUAAUUGUAGGCUUUUGAACAAACAUUAGCCAUUUUAAACCAUUUCAUUAUCCCAUUCUUAAAUGUCUAUAAAACAUGGAUACUCCAGAAUUUAAUUCUGCUUUCUCUUUUAGAGAGGGCUUAAAAUGGAGUGGAAAUAGAAUUCUACAGAAAUCUACUUUUAGUACUUUAAGUAUGCAAAAGGAUAAAGAAAUAUUGUAUAAAUAUUGAAAUUAAAAUACAUAAUUCAGCUUUGGUUACCAAAAAAAAAUAAAUAAAAAGAUAUUUUGUACAACAUGUUCUCUUAGGAUUAAAACACGAUAUCCUUGUUGAUAAUGCUCAUAUUUAAUAAAUAUAAGGGUAAAUCAAUGCGAUGUAAUGAGUAAAAUUAGAUCUAUUUUGAAAAUAAUAAAUAUGCGAUUAUACAACCAUAACCUACAUUGAUUUUUUUAUCAUAUAAUUAUUUUAUGAAAUACACAAGCGUAAUUAGUAAUACAUGAUCAAUAAAAUUGUAUAUGUUUACAAAUGUCAAAUUAUAUUAAUGCAUUAUAAAAACAAGUUCCAUCAGAACCAAUGGGUCAACACACACAUAAGUUAAUUAGUGCCAAUACUUGAACUGAAAAUUGUAUGAACACAUUUGAUACUUUGUGAUUUCUUAAAUUUCAUCACUAUUCAGUACUCUAUGCAUUAAUCACUUAAAUGUUCAAAAUUUAACAUUAUUUAGGCAUAAUGGUAAAAAUCAUAUAGCAACAACUGAAGUUUUGUCCCAUUUAUGAUUUGUAAAUUGGACAUUACUUGUAGAUAUUUUAUAAGUUCUCUCUCUUUUAAAUGUUUUAUAAAUACACAUUUUCUUUAAAACAUUUAGAAGCUGUUUUUUUCUAAUAAAAGCUUAUAAUUUUUAAAAUUUAAUUAAUUGGACUAUAAAUUUUAGCUUUUUUCUUCCAAUGAAACUUUUACAAAACAGCAAUAACUUUCAUAGCAAUUUUCUUCUUUCUUAAAUAAUAUGCAAAAAGCCAUUUUGAUAAAUUAAUGAAUGGAAACUUUGGACCAGAUUUCUCAAACUUAAAUAGUUUUAAAAUAUAUAUUUUGGUACUGAAAGUACCUGUCAGGUUUGUAUAUUCUUAACUGAUGUUUAACUGAAUUUUUUAAAAUCAUUAGUAACUUAAUAAUAGUUUAUAGACAUUAUUAUCAUUAACACACAUUUAAUUAACUAAUUUUUAAAAAUUGCUUAACUCUGGUGUGUCUACAAAAAAAAAUUUUUGUUGGGUGGGCAGUGACUUAUUUAUAUCUAUCAUGACUAAAAGGGAUCUUAUUUAUAUUGAACACAAUUGUUAAACAAACUAUUUUUGUGAUUUAGCCAUUGAUCUUUAACAAAUUUUAUUCCUUCCAUAGCUCCCCGUUGCACACUCUCUGCUAUUAGAGUCUUCCAACUAUUUAAAACAUUUUGUCCUCAUAGUUUUAUUUUGUAUGAAUAAGUUGUUAUUCCAAAUUAUUAUUGUUGUUUUUAUUUAUAUUUUUGUUAACAAAAAGAAAUCCCAUGUUUUAUUGUGUUUAUAAUUUGUGAAAUUUAUUGUGAGUCCCUGGGCCUAUUUCAGAAAGAACGAGAGGCAUUGAAGGAAAGAUUACUCGAGCAGUAUAAGGUAUUCCCGACGAUGAUUUCUACUACAUUUGAUUACCUUUACUGCUUUAUUUGAGCCUCAUCACCAUGUUAAGAAUGCCUCAUUCCAAUCUUAAGUUAAGAGUUUGAAGUUUUCAUUGCUGAUUUUGCAAUUCAAACAAUUUAUCUAAUCAAGACGGAGUCUUAUUCUCAACAAAACUUAAUGAGAUGAGCGAAUAAAAAGAUUUUAGACAACUGAUAAUAUGUAAAAAAAAAAAAAUUAUUAUUUAAACUUUCUUAAAAAUGUAUUCAGGAAUGUUCACUUGAUUUUUAAAAAACUUAUUCAUAAAAAAUAAAUUGAUUGAUUGAUUUUAACAAGCACAUACAAUUUUCAAAUUAGAUUAUUACAGUUACAAAUUGCUAUAAUUUAAAGAUUUCUUAUUAACUUUUUUUUUGUACAUGAAAAAAUAUGUUUUUGUUUUUAAAAAAACAGAUUAAAGCUCUAAAAUGAAAAUAUUAACUUUGAAGUUAGAAAUAAAUAUUUAAUGAAGCAUUUGAUCUGAAAUGUUAAUGUUAACUUUGAAGCUAGAAAUAAAUAUUUAGUAUAGCAUUUGAAACUUCGAGUUAUUAUAGAUUCAGUACAAAGUGUGUAGUAAAAGUUACUGCUACAUUUGCAGGGUGCAUUUUAUCCUAUAUUAUUUUAACUUUCCUAUUCUGUAGAUAACAAUAUAGGCUUGCCAUCUUCAAAACUCUAUCCUUAUUUACUCCAAAACAUACUGGACUUGCUUAAAAGAAACUUACUUUAUGUAGAGACAAUUGCUGUAGAUAUUACAAGAAAUUCUUGACAUAAUCUAUAUAUUUAUUUUUGCAAAAUAUUUAAUUUUAGUUAUAAUAUGUAGUGAAUAUUCAAUUAGAACUAUUAUUUCUUGAGAAAAAAAAAAAUGGUGUUGAAAUAAUAAGGCACACUUCAUUGUGUAAGUUAGUACUAGUUUUAUAGAAUAGUACUAUGCUGUAUGUAAAACAUAAUCAAUUGUCAUUACAUUAAACAUUUUUCUAGAAGUAAAUUUAAUGCAUUGCAAUCGUAAAGAUAAUAAUUUGGCACUGCUUUAAAUACCCAGCAUUCUUAUUUAUCAAGACAGCAUGGUAUCAACUUAGAAACAAAUGUUUGAAAAAAGAUGGAAUGAAGAAAUGUAUUUUUGACAUUAUUAUUUUUUUGGUUUAUUUAUAUUUUUACAACCUGCUAACUUGUGUGCUUGUGUUAAAAAGUAAUUGCAUUGUGCCAGGGUGGGGAGUUAAUUGAAUAUGUCUUAAAAGUUUCUAAUUUUAAAAAAAAAUUAUUAAAAUAAAAUUAUUUUAAAUAUAUAAUAGAUUGCCUAUUACAUUAUAAUUUUUGUAUCAUACCACUUAAAUUCUUAUCCAUGCAUAAAUGAUGAGUCAAAUAAUAAUUUAUCAAUAAAAGAAAUCUUUAGCUGAAAUUCAUUUAAAUCAGAGCAUUGGAGAAUAAUGGUUUUUAAAUACUCUUAUACAACAUCAAAAUACUUUCUCCUAAUAUGCCCUUACCCACCUUGAGCUCUCCCCAUGCCUACCUUUAAUUUUGUCCCAUGCCCUCCCUUAAUUUUUUUUUACUUUACCUCCCUUUGCUCAAAGGUUGAAGUAAGAUUUUAUUUGACUUACCAAUCCUCUAUAUUUCUACAAAAUAAAUGUAGAUAAUGCCAGGCAUAGCCAAGUGUCAGCAUUGCUGUUUUUGAUGAUUGAAAACAAACAAUUUCUUUUAGAAAAUUAAAGCAAUCUGCUUUCAUUGAAAAAUUAAAAAUUGCAUUCUAUAGCAAAUCUGGAUCAGCCAACUUUCCAUUUCCAGAAUUAUAUGAUUGCAUGGCUCCACUGAUCAAUAGAAUUUUAUAUGUAUACAAAUGUGCUCCAAAUUGAUUUAAAGAGCCAGAAGAUUUUACAGGUUUAAGCUUAUAUUCUGUCUCACAAACACACACAGCAGUAGAUUUUUUUCUUCUUCGUCUUUUGACUAAUGUGAUCAGAGUUAUCAUUUUAUCCCUACUCUUAGUAUGAAUAGACAGCAACCUCUAUUUUCUGCUCCAAUGCUCUGAUUAAAAAUUUAAAAAAUAAAAUUUCUAAGGCACAAAUAGAAUUAUGUUAAAUAGGAUAAAAUAUGCAGAAUGCAACAUAACAAUACUUAGAUUUUUGUUUGCCUUCCUCUUAAAGUAGACAUGCUUUUGACUUACAGGAAAAGAAAAUUGAUAUGAAAGAAAGUUUGAUAAGUGAUUUAAAAGAAAAACGUGGUAUGAUAGAGCUUGAAAGACAAACAAUGGAUUUAAAUGGUGGUAAGAUCUUUUACAUGUUUCUUAAAUAGUUUUUCUUUAAAAAAAUUAUUUUAAACUUGUAACAUUUAUUAAAAGAACCAUGUGCAAUUCUAAUUAAACUGACCAAUUUCAUUGUUUUAAAAGAUUUUACUAUUGAAAACUUCAUACAAUCACUUGUGUGCAUCACUGUGGAUAAGAUUAUUCAAACAGUAUUAAAAUUCAUCAAUAUUUUAUAACCUUUCCUAACUAACAUAAACCAAAAGUUAUUUUGUUUCCAGCUGAUUUCAUGGAAGUAAAGCCUACAAUGACUCGCAAAUUGAGGAGGCGACCAAAUGACCCAGUCCCAAUACCAGAGAAAAGAAGAAAACCCUCACCUGAUAUCCUUUUAUGAUUUAUCUUUUUAAAAUGUUAACAUUACCUUAAAAGAAAACCCACUACUGUUUAAAAUUUAUAAAUGCAAGAUUAAGAUGGAUUUGUUUAUAUUUGAUCUGUUUUAUACUCAAAAUUUUUUUUUUCUUCCAAGUGUUCUGUUAUUUUUAUUUUUCCACCAUUUAAUUUACAUCAACUUUGUAUAGAUUUCUUACCCAUUACUGUUUUUUUUUUAAAGGGACAAAUCAGAGAUGAAAGCUUCAGGCUAAUAUAAAAUUCUGUAAAUUCAUUGUUCAAUUCUGUUAAUAUAUAUUAUAUAUGAAACAAAUACAAGGCUUUAACAAUGUUUCAAAAAAACAAAAAAGAAAAAAAAGACAAACACCAAGUGGGCCUAGAAAAUUAUUUCUCUUAACUCAAGUCACCUCAGGUUAGUCUACUGUUGGAUGAUAAUGAAAUCUCAACAGACAUCAGGUUACUACUCAAAGUCAGUGGGAAACCAGUAGCAAAGAAACAGAUCAUUGCCAGCCCCAGUCCUGUGCCAGAAAAUUCCUCAGAUGUGAGGAUAGAGGAUGGAAGAUUGUGGUAUGAUAAAAAAUGGUAAGCUAAAUUUUAUUUAUCAUAGUACUAAACAGAAUGAUAUAAUGCAGUGGGGAAUGUCAUAGCCAACAGAAACAUUCUACAAUUUUACACUUUCAAUUUCAUACUUAUUUUGCUUAUACUUACAUAUAACUGAUGUUGUUUUCACUUAAAAAGUAUAUUUUUAAAAAUAGAGAUUGCAUACUUGUAAACCAAUCGUUAACAAAAUUACAUCAAUUAAAAAUAAAUAAUAAAAUGCACAUCUUUAUUUACUUCAUAGAUGGUUUAUAAUAAUGUGAUAACAGUUCAAUAUUUAAUAUUCCUGAUCAGGUAUCAGAGAAACACAAUGGUACAAGUAGACAGCAAAGAAGGAGGGCCAAGAAUUUAUGGAACCAUCACAAAUAUAGGAAAUCAAGAGGUUAGUAUAUUUUACUGUACCUGCAAGUAUUUACAAUGUUUCAGAAAUAAUAACUAACUUUAAAAAAAAAAACAAUAAGAUUUUUGUUUUGUUUAUCUCUAGGUAUUCUUUAACAAUGCUCCAAACAUCGUACAUAUUAUUUUGGUGAAAGUUUUCCAUACGGAAUACAUUGAUUAAGUUUUGCUUGUUUCAAGUUAUUACUUUAUGAAUUAAAUCGAUGUUUAACUACAUGAAAGUAAUGAACCUAUUUUAAAUCAUCAACAAAAGACUCGUGCCAAAAUAUAGUUUUAUAUUUCAACCAAACUGUUCCUUUCUCUCCAGAUUUGGAUCAAACGAAGUGGUGAUAACUCCAAGCUGCGCAUCUACAUUUCCCAGCUGCAUAAGGGUAAAUUUGUCAUGAAGAAACGGACGACGUAGCAUCUGACGACUUUUUAAACACUUCCUUAUCAGUUUAAUGUAUUGGCAUGAGAACAAUGUGAUGCUCCAACAAGUCUGCAGAGCUGCUGAAUGGGAGGAAAGUAUCUGUGGAUUACUGUCUUUUAAACAGUUUCAAAGUCUUGCUAAGACUGAUGAACCUUUGGAAAACUGGGGACCUCAAGUUUCUGACGAUCACCUGGCAGUGAGCAUGGGAGAAUGGUGCAAGACACAGUUUCAAGGGGACCUCAAGUUGUUGAACUCGAUAACCCAGCAGUGAGCAUGGGUUGAUGUAGACAACAAUCAAAAGAGAAAUGUGACCUGAAAAUAAAACAUUAAACGAAUAGAUCAGGGCAUUCAAACUUUCAAAAGGAUUGCAAGCCUGAAGGUGACAACAUACUUCAAUUCAUCUUUAACCAGACCUGUCUCUUAAUACAAGCUGUUAAACAAAUCACUUGGAUGCCUGCGAGCCGACACCAUGGCAUGACUUGUAAACCCAUGAAAUAGAUGGUAUCCCAUCUUUCUUGAGCGUUGAAAUUUGUUUAUGGGAUAUCAUAAUGUUUUAAAAUGUUGUUCAUGUGCAUAAUCCAUAGAAGUAGAAGGUUGUUGUAUCUUCAAUAAACUGAAUAGAGUCAGCAAAAAUAGAUUAAAAAAAAAAAAUCUGAACUCUGGCAGCACCAAGGCUUUAACUUUCUUAACAGUACCAAAUACAUCCAUAAGUACAAAAAAAUUCCCCAUCAGUAUCAAGCACCUCCCAUCAGUACCAAACACUUCUUAUCAGUACCAAGCACUUCUCAUCAGUAUCAAGCGCUUCCCAUCAGCACCAAGCACAUCUCUUCAGCUCCAAGCACUUCCCAUCAGCACCAUCAGUCCAAGCAUUUCCCAUCAAUAUCAAGCACAGCCCAUCAGCACCAAGCACAGCCCAUCAGCUCUUGGCAAUUCCCAUUAGGUCCAAGCACUUCCCUUCAGUACCAAAACUUCCCAUCAGUACAAUCAGUAUCAAGCAUUUCCCAUCAAUAUCAAGCACAGCCCAUCAGCACCAAGCACAGCCCAUCAGCUCUUGGCAAUUCCCAUUAGGUCCAAGCACUUCCCAUCAGUAUCAAUCACUUCCUAUCAGUAUCAAUACUUGUCAUCAGUACCAAACACUUCUUAUCAGUAACAAGCACUUCCCAUCAGUAUCAAACACUUCCCAUCAGUAUGAAACAACAAUUUUGUGGAGGAUGCAAGAAAUUAUGGUGUGUCGUCAGUACACUUAAAAAAUCCAAUUGUGAACGAAUGUUAUCAUUUUAUUUUUAUAUAUUUAUAAAUAAAUGCCUACAAUUUCAAAAUUAUUAAUAUUUUUUGAAAGAUCUGACUGGAAAGGAGAACCUUACAUAUGAACUAAUAGCUAAUACUCAAAAUCAUUAUAAUCAAUAUUUAAAGUUUUUGUAUUCUCUCAUAUCAGGGCUUGAAAGUGGUAUUAAAAGGAAAUUUAUCACAGGGGCCACAAGUGUUCAGAAGAAUAAAUGAAUAUUGAAUUACUUUAAGUUUGGCUGUUGGUUAGUUGAUAGAAUGUAAUGUCAGCCAUUAUUACUAUAGAUUAAAUAUAGGAUUAAUUAGAAUAAAAAAACUCCAUUUGCAGUCAUUGAACUUGCCUAAUGUCAUCUGUGUCCAAUUGUUGAAAGAUCAUUGAAGUAACUGAGUAUGUUAUGUUUUAAUGAUCAUAAAGCUAGCUAUAGUACACAGUACAAAAGCUCUCUGUUCCUGCCAGUGUAUGAAUGUAGACAGUGUGUCAAUGGCAGCUGAUUAAAUACUUGUGAGAGAAGAGCCAUCCUGCAGUUAAUAAAGCUGGGUCAAGUGUAGAUAUUUUAAAUGAUCCAUCAACUGUUAUGUAGAAGUUGGUUAAUGUAAAGACAAGUGAUUGUUAUGAGGUAGACAACUGAAGAGGAUGGCUAGUGUAUAGAGAAGUGAUUGAUUUGAUUGUUAUGAACUUACUUGUAAUAUACUUAUGUUUGUACAGUGUCUGUCAAGGCAGUGCUUCUGUUGGGUGCCUUUUAUUGCACAUUAACAGUGUUAUAUUUUAGGUUUAUAUAAAUGAAUUGAC